Messenger RNA from Nematostella vectensis (starlet sea anemone), 1883 nucleotides. RefSeq lists its product as uncharacterized. The coding region runs from base 221 to 946 and encodes 241 amino acids. The transcript has a single exon. The record is from RefSeq and is a predicted model, not a curated record. Lineage: Eukaryota; Metazoa; Cnidaria; Anthozoa; Actiniaria; Edwardsiidae.
GGAGACGGAAUAGAAUUGUUCUUUUUCUUUCCUCUCCGCUUACAUCUCCUUUGCUUUGACUUUCAAAAGUAAACUUUUCAUCUCCGCUUCCUUCUUAUGCUAGUGGAAUUUCGGCUUUAGGAAAAAGGUUAGAGGUUAGUUUUAUUUUGCUGACGCACACUCGACCAGAGAUUGACAAUAACGCUCAAGAUCUUUUGCAUGCAACACCAUCUAGAUAACAAUGAAGAUUUUCUGUGCUGGUUUGAGCCGGACCGGAACAAAAUCGCUGGCCGUGGCCUUGCGAAUACUCGGCUAUAAUGUGUACGACAACCCUGAACAGAUGCUGUACUUCAUGGACGAAUGGGAGGACCUUUAUUAUCGCGACAAGGCGCCAAACUUUAAAAGAAUGUUCGCAGAUGUCGACGCCGUCAUCGACGCGCCCGCGAAUGGUUUUGUAGAGGAGAUCUUGCAGGAGUUUCCUGAUGUAAAGGUGAUUCUGACAGUGCGCGACCCAGAGGCACAGGCUAAAAGCUACAGCGAUCUUCUUCGCGGCUUUGCUGCCUCCUGGUUCGUAAGACUCAGUGUUAUUUCACCAACUGGUCGGCGAUUCACGCCUUUGAUAGGAACUGCACUGGGGUCCACUUUGGGAAGCGGCGAUCCGCGCAAUACUUAUCUUUUUCGACAACGCUUCCGAUGGCACAACGAGCGAGUAAAAGCCCUAGUUCCCGCCAAACAGCUCCUUGUCUACGAGGUUAAACAAGGAUGGGGCCCACUGUGUGAAUUCCUUGGCAAAGAUGUACCGGUCGAGCCGUUUCCCCGAGAAAAUGUCCAGUGUUCUCUUAUACCGACCUAUCAGUACAUAUUUGAGAUAGGGAGGAUCAUACGAAGAGAGGAAAACAUAGUCUUGUUUCUAGCCUUAACUGUUUUUAUAGCGUUGUGUAGUUUUGGUUUGUUCUUGCUAACUUAGAGAUAGGAAUACUGAAUAACGAUUGAGUCAAACACACGCAAAACUGUCUGAGAAAUGUGAAGAAAGCGAAGUCAGUAAGCCAAGUGGCGUCAGAUUAUAUUAGUUAUAGAAAAUACCCUGUGGUCUUUUUUGGUCUUGCGGGCAUUCCUUAUCCUAUUAGGUGGUUGGUAAUAGUUUUAGCAGGGCAAACGGAAGACGCGACAAAAACAAUGCUCUCACUAUUAAGGAUCAAUUCUAAAUUAGUUUAACUAUACAUAAGUAGAUUUCCUUUUUGUACAUGGGGACACGCGUGCCAGCCAAAUUUUGUGGGAAUUCAUCCUUGAGCUAGUGGUGACUGGUUGUAAGUUCACACUUUGUCAGUUCACACAUUGUCUUCCCGCCUUUGUCAUUCAUUUUUUUUUUUUGCACGCUCAAUAAUCAACGCGAAAAUCGCGUUGGCAUUAUUUACCGCUACAAAACUAAUGAGACAAUAUCAAAGUAUUGCACAUCUUUUAAUCAACUAGUGUUGGGGUGAACAAUUUCUUUAUUACAUUUAAACGCGAGUGUACUUAAUGCCUUGAAACUACAAAAAUUCACACUUUUUAUGAUUAGGUUUAUAGAUGGCCCCUGGUUUAUACCCAUAUGUUACCAUGGAAAGUUACCAUGCGUUUGUUGUAGCAAUAAAAACUCUGUAUCCUACUAAACAUUGAGCCUUUUUACUGUUGUUAGAUAAAAUAAGCAAAAAUAAUGAUGAACUAUUAAAUUUCCUUGUGUUAAUGUUUUUUUUCUAAACGUAAUUCGCCACCUCAACUAGCAGAAUGCAGCACGCACCCUUUAAAGCUUGCACCAAACGAAGCGGCGCUUUAUGACGUUAGUGGAGGUAGUGUUGUUGGUCCUGUGAAGUUAUUGUCUUAUACGUGUUAUACUUAUUAUACAAAAAGAUACUAUAAUCCAGUGA